Molecule: messenger RNA, 510 nt
Organism: Salvia miltiorrhiza (redroot sage)
Lineage: Eukaryota; Viridiplantae; Streptophyta; Magnoliopsida; Lamiales; Lamiaceae
Exons: 2
Coding region: 98-397 (99 amino acids)
Biological process (GO): regulation of mitotic cell cycle spindle assembly checkpoint
Cellular component (GO): anaphase-promoting complex
Source: RefSeq, a predicted model, not a curated record
UAUUUUUACACGAGGGAAGGAGUAUUUUUUCCCCCUUUUAUAUGCAUCGAUUUCAAAUUGUGAGAGAAGCCUUCACCGCAAGAGAGAAAAAAAGAAAAUGCUGCAAUACCCUGCGUUCAUGACUCAGUACCCAUGGUCGACGCGGGUUAUUCCGACGUCGUAUCUGUUGCCGGCUCAGUGGCCCCAGCCCCACAACGACGAGCUCCUUCUCGCCAUGGAAGAGUCCGAGUACGAAGAUAAGUGCAAUGAAAUUAGGAAGGCAAAUAGCAACUUAACCAUAAUUGGGAAAACAACAGUUGAUCAUGAUAAAGAAGAUUUUGACAAUGAUGCGGAUGAUGAUGAUGCUGACAAUGCAGAAGAGUCUGAAGGUGAUGAAUUUGAGCAGGAGACUGGUUGAGAGAGAGUUUAUUUGUGUUGCAAUGAACCACCAAACUUUUAUAUGUGCCACCCAUACAAGAUUUGUAGGAUUUGAGAUUGUCAAUUGAAGACUCAACAUUGAUUGAUAGUUUC